Molecule: messenger RNA, 2559 nt
Organism: Cuscuta europaea
Lineage: Eukaryota; Viridiplantae; Streptophyta; Magnoliopsida; Solanales; Convolvulaceae
Source: the annotation of a GenBank genome assembly
AAUAAUUAAUGUAAAAAAAUUCAUAUAAAUAUUUUUUCAAAUAUUUAUUAGAUGAGCCUAGUGUCUUGGCUCCACGCCUCCGCCCCUUUCAUGGAUAAACGCGGAAUCCCUCCCAGUAAUGGAUAUAUUGAACAAUAAAGAAACAAAUGUUGUUAUCAAACUUAAUUAACUUCCCAAUUUGGACAGUUUUUACAUGCAUUCGUAUUUUUCGCCGUCCUCAUUCCCAUGCAUGGGAUGGGAAGUUUUUCUCCUCCUCUGUUUUUAUCCCUAUUCUUGAUCGUCCUUAUCCUCCUCUUAUCCUCAAACCUUUCCCUUUGCGGUCCUCUUUCCUUCCAUUCCAUAACCCCUAACUUCUCCGCUUCCUUCACCAAAUUCAUUGAUACUUCCGGCGCAUUCUUGUCCUCGGCUGACGCUACAUUCAGUGCCGCCGUAGCCAACGUCAGGCCGGAGGAACGUUCAUUCUACUUCGUCAUCUUCCAUACCAUUUCUCAUACCGUCGUUUGGGCCGCCAACCGCAACUUUCCCGUGUCAGACUCUGCUGAACUCCAUCUCUCCCGCCGUGGCCUUGCACUUUAUGAUGAUUCCGGCAGACCUAUCUGGUCAACUCCCUUGUUUACUUCGCCCAAUGUCUCCUCUGUUUCCUCCUUACAACUCCAAGAUUCUGGGAAUUUGGUUCUACUUGAUUCGUCAAAUAACUCUGUAUGGGAAAGCUUUGAUUACCCGACUGACACGAUGGUGGUUGGUCAACGGUUGCUCGUCGGGAGAUCAUUGGUCAGCUCGUUGAAGGACGGUGACCUGUCGUCAGUGGGGGACUACGAAUUCUCCGUCACAGAGAACGACGCCGUGUUUCUCUGGAGGAAGAUGGUUUACUGGAAAUUAUCCAUGUACGGCGGCGCGUUUCGAGACACAAACACGCGCGUGGAAUACGCAGAGCUAAGGAGAAACGGGAUUUUCCUCGUGGCAUCAAACGGAACAGAGAUUGUAAUACAAGUUACUCUCAUAAACUCUCCUACUGAUUUCAUGAUCCUGAAGAUGGGAAGCAAUGGCGCACUGAACACCAUGCUCUUGAACGGCGCUGGAAGUGAAGUCGGUGGAUUCAACGCACCGGCGGACCCUUGUUGGGCACCAUUCAUUUGCCAGAGCCUAGGAGUCUGCAAUAGCGGCAUGUGUUCUUGCCUGCCGGGAUUUCAUAGUUAUUCCACGUCAGACGGCGGUUGCGUCCCCUUAAACGGCAAGCUACCAUUGCCGGGGAACUCUUCUUCAUGUAAGAGUUCGACUGGAAGUAUUAUUUCGACCAUCUCGUAUUUAAAAUUGGGAAGCGGCAUGGACUACUUCACUAACGAAUUCAUUCACCCGCUGGAGCUUGAUACGAAUCUGUCCACCUGUGAAGAUAUCUGUUCGAGGAACUGUUCUUGCUUGGGAUUUUUUCACAGCCAAUCUUCAGGAUCUUGCUACAUGGUUCGAGAUUACCUAGGUUCAGUAAAGAAGAAAGUAACCUCCAAUGACCGUUUAGGUUAUAUAAAAUUGACCACGGAUCCGAAUCAGGAAAAUGGAAAGCGGAGAAUCCCGGUUUACGCUGCCGUGUUGGUACCAUUAGUCGUUGUUGCCUUAUUGGCCUUUUUAGUCGUCGUUUGGAAAAGGGGGAAAAAUUCCUGCAAGAUGAACGGAAUGUCAAACAGUUAUUCUUCUCAUUCCUGUUCUUCUGAGCUUGUCGGAUAUGCUUCACUCCCAGGGAUGCCAGUGAGUUUAGCUUACAAGCAUCUCACGGAUGCAACGGACAAUUUCGGGUCACAAAUUGGUUCAGGUGGAUUUGGGACAGUAUACAAAGGCAGUCUUCCCGACGGAACAGAGGUGGCAGUGAAGAAAAUGAGCCGACUGGGAGUACAAGGGAAGAGGGAGUUCUGCAGUGAGAUCGCGACCAUAGGGAAAAUCCAUCACAUCAAUCUGGUGAGACUCAAGGGAUUCUGCAUACACAGAGAUUCAAGAUUUCUAGUGUACGAGUAUAUGAACCGGAGUUCGCUGGAUCGAGCACUGUUCGGCAGGAAUGGAGGGGUCCCACUCCCAAACGUGUUGAAAUGGAAGGAAAGGGUCGAGAUUGCCAUCGGAACCGCACGUGGCCUGGCUUACUUGCACAGUGGGUGUGAACCCAAGAUCAUUCAUUGUGAUGUCAAGCCGGAAAACAUCCUCCUUCACUACCACAACUGCUUGCAAGUUAAGAUCUCAGAUUUUGGGCUGUCCAAGCUGAUGUCUUCAGAGCAAUCUAGCUGGUUCACUACAUUGAGAGGGACUAGAGGGUAUUUAGCUCCUGAGUGGCUGACAAACUCCUCCAUCACAGAGAAGACGGAUGUGUAUAGCUACGGGAUGGUGUUGCUGGAACUUGUGAGCGGCAAGAAGAAUUGUAGGGGUGAGGAGGAAGCUCGGUGGGAUUAUUUCCCCCUACUUGUCCUGGAGAUGCAUGAGGAAGAGAGGUACCUGGAGCUGGUGGAUCCGCAGCUGGCAGGGGAGGUACAGACCGAGGAAGUGGAGAAACUGGUCAGGGUGGCUCUCUGCUGUCUACAC